AUGAGUUAAAAGAUAGGCUUUCUCUUGUGGAUCGGUAUGUUUUGUCAAGAUUAGCGGAUACCGUGAGUAGAGUGCAGGAUGCGUUUACGACUCUUCGAUUACAUGAGGCGACCACCGCAAUAAGAAAUUUUAUUUGGGAAGACGUGUGUGAUGUAUAUCUUGAGUUUGCGAAGCCAGUAUUAUAUGGUCAUCAUACGCAGGUUGAAAAGGAGGCCCAAUAUGCGACUCUACGAGUAUUGGACAUAUGCCUGGAUGUCUCGCUUCGGCUGUUGCAUCCAUUUAUGCCAUUCAUUACAGAGGAAUUAUGGCAGAAUUUGGCGAAGCUGACGGCGAAUGAAUUGGUACCCAAGUCGUUAAUGAUUGCAAGUUACCCUGAAACCGAAAAUUUUGCCAACUGGAAGAACGUCAAGAUUGAGAAUGAUAUGAAAAGUAUCUUGAGCGUCAUACAUGCAUGCCGCUCGUUGCGACAAAAUAAUCAUAUUCCUAUCAGUCAGCAUUUACCCUUUAUAUUGAGCACAGACGAUGCAAAUGUCCUAAGCGAAGAUGGCCCAAUAAAGAAAUACUUUAACGAUAUACGCGUCUUUGCAAAAGCUUCUCAACUCAAGUUAAUUGAUUCAAAGGAUGAAAUGAACGCAACAGAAUUAGAUCAAACUGUGGUCGUCACCUUAACGAAUCCGAACGUUAAAGUUCACGUCCCACUGUCCCAACUUGUAAAAGCACAGUCUAAUGGAAGGAAUGCGACUGACGAACAAGUGGACAAACUGGAUAGAAUGUUGAAAAAAAUUGAAGGAAAUCUGGAUAAUCUAAAGCAUAAGAUGUCCAAGGCCGAGUAUGAAGACAGGGUUCCGGACAAGAUCAAAGAGCGGGAUAGAAAACUGCUGGGCGAAUUAGCGGGAAAGCAACGCGAACUGAUUAGUAACAUUGAACUCAUAAAAAAGUCGUUAUGCGAUACGACAUAA
Molecule: messenger RNA, 959 nt
Organism: Paraglomus occultum
Lineage: Eukaryota; Fungi; Glomeromycota; Glomeromycetes; Paraglomerales; Paraglomeraceae
Source: the annotation of a GenBank genome assembly